AUGUUCGGCCUCACAAGUAGAAGGUCUGCACUUGCUCGCUCGAAAUGCCUGGCUCCGUCAAUGUCGGCGCGAGCCAUGGUCGCAGCGCAGCCUGUCUGCGCCAACAUGCACGAGUUUCAUUCUACCCCUGCGCAGGGUGCGUCCCGGCCGACUUGGAUGCCAAUGCGUGUCAAGACGCCUUGGAUUGAUGCUUUGACGCAGAGUCGGGAGGCUGCUAAAGCUGACUCGCAGGCGAAUGCGGCUAAGGCUAUUAAGCCUGAUUUGACGCCGAAGAAGAUGUCUGAUAGUGCUUACAGUGCUGUUCUGCCAUUGGCUCAAGAUAAGUGGCUCCUGGAUUCCUACCUCAAUUCAUCCGGCCACAUCAGACUUGGAUCCCUUCUGAUGGAUCUUGAUGCAUUGGCUGGCAUUAUUGCCUACCAACAUACCGGCGAUGGAGUAUCAACCGUCACAGCCGCCGUAGACCGAAUCACCAUUGAGCACCCUCUUAUGGAGAUUUGCGAUCUCGAGCUCAGUGGCCAAUGUACAUAUGCAACUGGUCGCUCGAGUAUGGAGAUCUCGUGCCAGGUAAACAAGGUCCGCCCUGAUGGCCAGGCUGCUCAACCUGAUGAUGUUCUCAUCACUUGUGCAUUCACAAUGGUCUCCUUGGACCCGGCAACCAAGACUCCCGUUCCUGUGGCACCUCUCAUCGUUGAAACAGAAGAAGAAAAGCGCCUCUUCAAGAAAGGCGAAGCAAACUACCAAGCCAAGAAAGCUCUCCGCAAGCGCAGUCUCCUCGAGCGAGCCCCAGACGAUGAAGAGAGUGACCUAAUCCAUUCAAUGUGGACAAAAGAAAUGUCCUACCUAAACCCCCAAACCCCUACAGUCCGCCCCGAAAACCAAGUAUUCAUGAGCGAAACCGUCCUAAAAUCAGCCAUGAUAAUGCAACCUCAAAACCGCAACCGCCACAACUUCAUGAUCUUUGGCGGUUUCCUCCUAAAACAAUCCUUCGAACUAGCCUUCUGCUGCGCAGCCUCAUUCUCACACGCGCGCCCCAACUUCCUCGCCCUAGACCCAAGCACCUUCGAAAAUCCAGUGCCAGUGGGCAGCGUACUGUAUUUGCGCGCUACUGUUGCGUACACCGAGCCCGAGGAGCGCGAGGGCGAUAGCACCAAGUACACCAAGGUGCAAGUGCGUGUUGAUUCGAAGGUGAGGGAUGUUGAGCAUGGGACUAAGAAGUCUACUGGCAUGUUUAAUUAUACUUUCCUCGUUGAGAAGGAUGUGCAUGUUAUGCCAAAGAGUUAUGGUGAAUUUAUGCUUUGGACUGAUGCACGGAGGAGGGCUAGGAAUGCUGCUGCUAUUGAUCCUGCACAUAAGAUGAGUGCGUUGAGGAGUAUUAAGGAUAGUGUUACUGAGUAG
Molecule: messenger RNA, 1395 nt
Organism: Penicillium antarcticum
Lineage: Eukaryota; Fungi; Ascomycota; Eurotiomycetes; Eurotiales; Aspergillaceae
Product: putative acyl-CoA thioester hydrolase
Exons: 5
Coding region: 1-1395 (464 amino acids)
Biological process (GO): acyl-CoA metabolic process
Cellular component (GO): mitochondrion
Molecular function (GO): fatty acyl-CoA hydrolase activity
Source: RefSeq, a predicted model, not a curated record